GUCAUGCUCCUCCGCUCCCCUGAGAUUGUGAGCUGAAGGGACGACCUCCUCGGAUUGGCUCACGUUGCCUGAAGCCGGGUCGUUCACCUCUCGACAGGCCCACAGGCUUGCUUCCUUGAGUGAAGAAGAAAAUGGCUGCCACUCAGGAGGUGCCUCCGCCGGCACUGGGCCUCCAUUUUUUUUCCCCUUUAGAAGAAACGAUGCCCCCGAGGGUGAAAAUGGAGGAGCCGGGGCCGCCGUGUCCGGAAGCGGGGUGGGAGUGGGACGCAGCGGGGAAGGCCCCCCUCGUCGUCCAGGCAGGCACCAUUAGCGACCUGCUGAGGUGGGCUACUCCUCCCCAGGUGAGGAGCGACCCCAUGCCGCAGCUGUGGGAAGUGCAGUGCCAGGAGAUGGUGCAGAGCCUGCGGACGCCCGCCGACGUCGUGCCAGGGCCUGUUCCCGUCCCGCCCCCGCCCCCCGCCUGGGGGAACCUUCAGCUGCCUGAACUGGCUCCUGUGGAUGAUAUAGAGGCCUACCUGUCCUCCUUUGAAAGAGCGGCAGAAACCUGCCAGUGGCCGAGGGGAGAGUGGGUGACCCGGCUCAUGCCGGCCCUCGGUGGAAAGGCCCCGCAGCCGCAUAACGGCCUGGAUGCCAGGGGCGGCCGAAGCGAGCACAGAAAGUCCAAGUCUUCCAGCCUGCGAGGAGAAGGCGGCGCCGGUGCAGAGAUGCAGCGCCAGCGUUUCCGCCAGUUCCGUUACCAGGAUGUCGAAGGCCCGCGGGAGGCUUGCCGGCGGCUCCGGGAGCUUUGCCGUCGCUGGCUGAAGCCGGAGAGCCGCACCAAGGAGCAGAUCCUGGAGCUGCUGAUCCUGGAGCAGUUCCUGACCAUCUUGCCCCAGGAGAUCCAGAGCUGGGUGUGGGAACGAGGCCCCGAGAACUGCGCCCAGGCAGUGGCCCUGGUGGAGGGCUACCAGAUGGGAAGGCGAGAUGCUGGCAUGUGGGAACAACAGGUUACAGUGCGGGUGAAAGUGGAACAGGUGAGCCCUCAAGAGAUGAUGCUGCCUGGAGCCCCGUGGGAGCCGUCUGCCCCACUGCUGCCCCACCCUGAGUGUGUACCAUCAGCAGACAUGACACUAAACCAGCCUCCUCCAGUUCCUGCUCUGAAGAUGCCCUGCAUUCCCAAGCAGGAGCCCCGAGGCCUUCAGGAAACCGGUGCCCUGAUGGCUAAUGGAGGCCGAGAACUGAACCCACUGCACGGAGGUCCUCUGGAACUGGAGCCUCACGGGACGUUCUCGGCCGUGAACCCCCCGGGGAAUGUGCCCUCUGAGCAUCAUAGCGAGCGAGCGAAUCAGCAACAUGAGGAGAGACGCAGCGAGAUGGGAGAGAAUCCAGCCGCACAACCCAACCCUGUUGGAGUUCCCCAGGGAACAGGAAAGCCCCUCCACCGGUGUUUGGAGUGUGGGAAAACGUUUAGCCGCAACUCGCACCUGCUCACCCACCAGAGGAUCCAUACGGGGGAGAAACCCCAUCAGUGCCCACAGUGCGGCAAGCGUUUCGGUCACACCUCCCAGCUGACUCGGCACCAGAGGACCCACGCCUCAGAGAGACCCUUCCGGUGCGCCCAGUGCAGCCGGAGUUUUUACCAGAGCUCCGAGCUGACCAGGCACCGGGCGUCCCACGCCAGAGACCGCCCGUACGGAUGCAGCCAGUGCGGCAAGAAAUUCCGGUGGAGUUCCGAUCUUAUCCGGCACCAGAUCACCCACACGGGAGAGAGGCCAUACAAAUGCCCCGAGUGCGGGAAGAAGUUUGGGCAGAACUCACACCUCGUUCGGCAUCGGAGGACCCACACGACUUAGCCGGCCCCUUCCUCGAUGGAGGUGAAGUCUUCAUUUCCCACCGCCGAGAGUUCACUGGGAGC
Messenger RNA from Gekko japonicus, 1894 nucleotides. Its product is annotated as zinc finger protein 500-like. The record is from RefSeq and is a predicted model, not a curated record. NCBI's taxonomy places the organism in Eukaryota, Metazoa, Chordata, Lepidosauria, Squamata, Gekkonidae. The transcript has 3 exons. Gene Ontology annotation, biological process: regulation of transcription by RNA polymerase II. The coding region runs from base 132 to 1832 and encodes 566 amino acids. Gene Ontology annotation, molecular function: DNA-binding transcription factor activity, RNA polymerase II-specific; RNA polymerase II cis-regulatory region sequence-specific DNA binding.